Molecule: messenger RNA, 492 nt
Organism: Chiloscyllium plagiosum (whitespotted bambooshark)
Lineage: Eukaryota; Metazoa; Chordata; Chondrichthyes; Orectolobiformes; Hemiscylliidae
Source: RefSeq, a predicted model, not a curated record
CUUAUUCUGUGUCUGAAAGUGAGCGGCGCUAUGGCUGAUGAGAAGAAAGCACAGCAAGCCUCCAAGAAGGGCGCGAAGAAAAUCAUCAAGAAGGCGCCAGCGAAGGGCGGAAAGAAGAGGAGGCGGACCAGGAAAGAAAGUUACUCCAUCUACAUCUACAAAGUGAUGAAGCAGGUUCACCCCGACACCGGCAUCUCCUCCAAGGCCAUGAGCAUCAUGAACUCGUUCGUCAACGAUAUUUUCGAGCGCAUCGCGGGGGAGGCUUCCCGCCUGGCCCAUUACAACAAGCGCAGCACCAUCAGCUCCCGGGAGAUCCAGACCGCCGUGCGGCUGCUGCUGCCCGGGGAGCUGGCCAAGCACGCCGUGUCGGAGGGUACAAAGGCGGUGACCAAGUACACCAGCUCCAAGUGAAGGGCCGCAUUGUACUGAAACACACACAUCCACAACCCAAAGGCUCUUAUAAGAGCCACCCACAACAUCCCUGAGAGCUGA